ACCAUUUUGGACUUGCAUAAUUUAUGGUUAACAAAACUAUGAUCAUCUUAAUUAUUUGAGUCCUGCAUUUUCAAUUUUAGUAGCUGAGUUGGAAUGGUUACUUUUCUUGAUUACAUACCUUGAAUUCCUGAUCCUUGAUUAAUUUGGGGAAGGAGUAUCUCCUGUGUACUGUUCUUUUGUUUUCUACUUUGUGAGGCUUUAUUCAAUCAGGUGUUUUAAUGCACCAGGAGUACAGUGUGCUUGAUCACGAAGAGAAAGUGGUUGAUGGUUUCUAUGAUGUGUAUGGGCCUUCCACAAAUUCAGCACUCCAAGGAAAUGUACCAUCUCUUGCAGAUCUUGAGACAAAUCUUGGGAAUUAUGGCUUUGAAGUUGUUAUUGUCAAUCGAACAAUUGACCCUGUCUUAGAAGAGCUGGUGCAAAUUGCACAUUGUAUUGCAUUAGAUUGCUCUGCUAGUAAUGUUAGUGUUUUAGUCCAAAAGCUUGCCGAAUUUGUUACAGGCCAAUAGGCCAUAUCGGUGCACCUGUUAAGGAUGCUAAUAUAAUGUUGGCAAAGUGGAUGGAAAGGAGCACGGAAUUGAGAACAUCUCUUCAUACAAGUUUGUUGGCUAUUGGGUCCAUUAAUAUAGGAUUAUCUUGGCAUCAUGCUUUACUUUUCAAGACUUGUAAAAGGUAGUCAUUACACUGGUGUUGAGGAUGAUGCUGUAAACAUUGUAAAGCUAGAGGAUGAAAGGGAGUUUUUGGUUGAUCUCAUGGCAGCUCCUGGGACACUUCUACCUGCUGAUAUUUUCAGUGCAAAGGAUACUGCUUUGAAGUCAUAUAAUCCAUCCAUCACUAAGCAAAAUCCUGACUAUUCAGUCUUCUGAUGAUGUUGAAGUUGUUUACCUGAGAGCCAAAUUAAAUGUUGAAGGCAGUAGCCAAAGUUCUGCAAUUAAUGGCAGUUUUCCCUCGGAUAGGGGAUGAAGUUCAAAAAACACAGAAUACUUGUCUUCAUUCUCAGCUCCAAGUGGUGACUCUGCUGUUGGCACUUCCAUAAUAUCUAACAAAAUGUCCCCUAAUCAGUUAGAUCAUCUUCCUUCAACUGCAAUUGGAGCUUCACUUUAUAAAGGGAGUCGUGGGAUCAAUCUUACGGUCGACAGUGCAAGAAUGAACCUCAAUGUGGUUCCAUACAGUCAGAGUAGUAGGGAUGACUCUAAAUAUCCUUUUUCAGAUCUUAAUCCUUUCCAGAUAAAAGGGACAGGUAAAA
Molecule: messenger RNA, 1243 nt
Organism: Rubroshorea leprosula
Lineage: Eukaryota; Viridiplantae; Streptophyta; Magnoliopsida; Malvales; Dipterocarpaceae
Source: the annotation of a GenBank genome assembly